UUUGUGACAAGUUGGAUUUAAUCAGUUGUACCAACCAACGAAUCAACCACCAAGUGAAAUAAUAUACAAACAAGAUAAAAAUAAUGCUUUAUAUAAAAAUAUAAUAAAUAUUUAAUUUAUUUGGAGUUAAUCUAUCCAGAAUGUCAGAUUCAGAACAAAGUGACGCUUCCUAUAAUUCUGGAAGUGGACGAAGUCGCAGCCGUAGUGGAUCAGAAGCGGGAUCUGUGCGCUCUAGAAGAUCAAACCGGUCUCGUAGUAGUGCCCAAUCACGAGGUAGUGCGGUCUCAAGAAGUCGAUCUCGUUCACGUUCUCGAUCAAAAUCUCGAUCCAGAUCACCAUCGCGAUCUCGAUCUAGGUCAAGAAGUGCCAGAAGUCACAGUAGAUCACGAAGCCGAAGUGGGUCACGUUCAGGAUCAGAACGUGCUGAUGAAGCUCAAGAAGGUUCUGCUGAUGAAGAAGUUGAAGAGGAACAAGAGCCUGAGGGAGAAGAUUUACAUGAUUCUGAAGAAUAUGACAGUGAGGAAGAGAGUGAUAGUGAUAGACCACGAAAGAAAAAGAAAAAAGAUCGUUUUGGUGGAUUUAUUAUCGAUGAAGCCGAAGUAGAUGAUGAAGUUGAAGACGAAGAUGAAUGGGAAGAUGGAGCUGAACAAAUUGGAAUUGUUGGUAAUGAAAUUGAUGAAAUUGGUCCAACAGCUCGAGAAAUUGAAGGGCGUAGACGUGGUACCAACUUGUGGGAUUCACAAAAAGAAGAUGAAAUUGAAGAAUAUCUACGUAAAAAAUAUGCUGGGGAAUCCAUGGCUGCAAAACAUUUUGGAGAUGGUGGAGAAGAUAUGAGUGAUGAAAUUACCCAACAAACAUUGUUGCCAAAUGUUAAGGAUCCAAAUUUAUGGAUGGUAAAAUGUCGUAUUGGUGAAGAAAAAGCUACUGUUUUACUUUUGAUGAGAAAGUUUUUAGCGUAUCAAAAUACUAAUGAACCAUUACAAAUUAAAUCGGUUAUUUCACCUAGUGGUGUAAAAGGUUACAUUUACAUCGAAGCCUAUAAACAUCCUCACGUAAAAUCUGCUAUCGAAAACGUUGGUAAUCUAAGAAUGGGUUUCUUUAAACAACAGAUGGUACCGAUCAAGGAAAUGACUGAUGUAUUACGGGUUGUUAAAGAACAAACUGGAUUGAAAUCCAAACAAUGGGUCCGACUGAAACGUGGUUUAUAUAAAGAUGACAUUGCUCAAGUGGAUUACUUUGAUAUGGCUCAAAACCAAGUCCAUUUAAAAUUAAUGCCCCGUAUUGAUUAUACACGCUUGCGUGGUGCGUUAAGAACGGCUCAAAGUGAAUCGGAAGCAGAAAAACGUAAAAAGAAAAGACGCCCUCCAGCAAAACCUUUUGAUCCAGAAGCUAUUCGCGCUAUUGGUGGAGAAGUUACUUCAGAUGGUGACUUUUUAAUAUUUGAAGGAAAUCGUUACUCGCGAAAAGGAUUUUUGUAUAAAAAUUUUACAAUGUCUGCAAUUAUUGCGGAUGGCGUGAAACCAACUUUAGCUGAGCUAGAACGUUUUGAAGAACAACCAGAAGGAAUUGACAUCGAAAUUGCCGCCGAUAAAGACGAUAAAGCUGUUACACAUUCGUUUUCAACGGGUGAUAAUGUUGAAGUGUGCGAGGGUGAAUUGAUCAAUUUACAAGGUCGAAUUUUAGCCAUUGAUGGACCUAUGAUAACAGUUUUACCAAAACAUGAAGAUCUAAAAGAUGCUAUCAUAUUUCAAGCUAGCGAAUUGCGAAAAUGUUUUCGAAUGGGUGAUCAUGUUCGUGUGUUAGCUGGCCGACAUGAAGGAGAUACAGGUUUAGUUGUACGAGUUGAAUCUGGUCGAGUGAUUGUUAUAUCUGAUUUGGGUAUGCAUGAGCUUGAAUUACUCCCCAAACAUUUACAAUUGUGUGCGGAUACUGCAAGUGGUGUGGAUUCACUUGGUAAAUUUGAAUGGGGUGACAUUGUCAAUUUAGAUGGACAAACUGUUGGUGUAAUUGUUCGACUUGAACGUGACAUAUUUCAUGUAUUAUCAAUGCACGGCAAAGUAGUAGAAUGUCGACCUGCCUCAUUAACCAAACAUCGUGUACAUAGAAUGACAUCGGCAUUAGAUUCCGAUCAUAAUCCAAUUCAACGACGGGAUAUUGUUAAAGUUAUCGAUGGGCCACAUUCUGGUCGUUCAGGCGAAAUAAAACAUUUAUAUAGAAAUUAUGCGUUCUUACAUUCUCGAAUGUAUUUAGAUAAUGGUGGUAUUUUCGUGUGUAAGACAAAACAUUUACAACUUGCUGGUGGCGCUAAGACAACUACCGAUGCAAGUUCCAUGGGUGGUUUAGGAUUUAUGAGCCCUAGAAUUCAAAGUCCUUUACAUCCAUCCGGUGGUGGAGCAAGUGUACGUGUUGGUGGAGAAGCAGGUGGAGGGGCUGGUGCACAAGCUGGAGGAAGAGGUGGAGGUCGUGGUGGUAGGGGAGGUGGUCGUGGGGGUGGUGUUACCAGACAUCGUGAAAUUAUUGGGAACACGAUUAAAAUUACUCGGGGACCAUAUAAAGGAAAUAUUGGUAUUGUUAAGGAUGCUACUAAAUCCACAGCUCGUAUUGAAUUACAUACUUCAUGUCAAACAAUAUCUGUCGAUCGAAACCACAUUGCUGAUGUUGGUGUACCUACAAAAGAUGGUAGUUUUUCAUCGUAUGCUCGUACACCAGCAUAUGCAGGAAAUCAAACACCGUCUUAUGCUGGUGGAAAAACUCCAAUGCAUGGUUCUAUGACGCCAAUGCACGACAGUGGUUCUCGAACACCUCAUUAUGGUUCAAUGACACCAAUUCAUGAUGGUAGUCGAACACCAUUACAAGCGGGAGCUUGGGAUCCGAAUAUUCUUAAUACACCUGCAAGACCUGACAGUGGGAGCGAUAGUUAUUCAAUUGACGAUGCAGCUAGCCCACGGCAUAAUCCAGGUACACCUGGUUAUCAAAUCAACGGGCCAUAUACUCCACAAACGCCAGGAACAAUGUACGGAUCGGAUCAUACGUAUAGUCCAUAUCAAGCUAGCCCAAGUCCCAGCGGUUACCAAGGUACACCAAGCCCAUCAAAUACAGGAUAUACACCAUCUCCAGCUAGUGGACAUGCAUAUGGUACACCAUCCCCGUUAAACUAUUCCCCAAUGACGCCAGGAUUAGCACAAAGUCCGUACAAUCCACAAACACCUGGCGCUGGUUUAGAAGUAUUACCACUGUCUGAAUGGUAUACAACUGAUAUUGAAGUACGCAUUAAAGAUAGCCAUGAUGAUCCUGGAUUAGCUGGACAGCAGGGUAUUAUACGUUGUGUGAAUGGACCUAUGUGUUCGGUAUUUCUACCGGAAGAAGAUCGCGUUGUUUCAAUUAUAUGUGAUCAUCUAGAACCAGUUGUUCCUGAACGUAAUGAUCAUAUAAAGGUUAUAUUAGGUGAAGAGCGUGAAACAGUUGGACAGCUAUUGGCAAUUGAUCAACAAGAGGGUGUUGUUAAAAUUAAAGAAGAAAUACGUUUACUUCCAUUAAAUUAUCUAUGUAAAAUGCAUGUCCCAAAUUAAUUUAAAAUUAUACCUCAUGUUUACUGAGUUUAAAUAGAAAGGACUGAUUCCAUAACAUGUGAUUAAAGAAUUUAUAAAUACCGCCAAGCUUAUUUUCAUAAAUGACACACCGAAGAGAAAUAUAAGUACAUUUAAUAUAUAUCGACCAAUUGGUAUAAAAUGCUAAUUUGAUAAAUAUAGAACAAAAGUAAAAACUUAAUUAACAAUUUAAUACACGUUGUGGAGAACCUAGUCUAUAACUCAUAUUGACAAGUGAAUUAAUUAUAGUAAUAAAAUUCGUGAAAUAUUAUAAUUAAGUUCUGAUUUUGAUUCUAAUUCGUAUUAUUGUAAAUCUUGUUCGUUUAUUUUGAUUUUCAUUUAUUUUGAAUAAUAAGUGAUACAAUUUCAAUACACAAUUUUCACGAUUUUUAGUAACUUGAGAAUAGAUGAUAAUCUGAACUAUUUAAAAUAACUCUAAAUUGACAUGAGAUUACAUUUUUUGCUUCAAUAAUUCUUUAUUGUUUUUCUUCGUUAUUUAAAUUUGGUCGAUUUAUUUAGGCUUAUUGUUCGUACAAAUUUAUAAAUGUUUAUAAACGGUACAUAUAUUAUGUGUUACAACAUCCUGGAACGUCACGUAAUAUGCUACUUGAUUGUAAUUAUAAUGGUCCAAAACAAUGCGAAUGAAUAUGUUCAUAAUUUUUGUGCAGUAAAGAUAAAAAAUACAAAAAUCAGAAAAGGAAAAAGUUUUAAAAAUAA
Chrysoperla carnea is the source of this 4304-nucleotide messenger RNA. RefSeq names its product transcription elongation factor SPT5 (gene Spt5). NCBI's taxonomy places the organism in Eukaryota, Metazoa, Arthropoda, Insecta, Neuroptera, Chrysopidae. Gene Ontology annotation, molecular function: protein binding; mRNA binding. Gene Ontology annotation, biological process: transcription elongation by RNA polymerase II; regulation of transcription by RNA polymerase II; transcription elongation-coupled chromatin remodeling. The record is from RefSeq and is a predicted model, not a curated record. Bases 141 to 3569 code for a protein of 1142 amino acids. Gene Ontology annotation, cellular component: DSIF complex. The transcript has 16 exons.